AUGGCGGUCAAACAGGAAAGCUUACAUAAUGCUACGGAAGACUUUAUCCUCCCAAAGCCCAGGAAAUACUAUCGAGCUGCAAUUCAGACCGAGCAUUGGCAAUUGCGCUCCCUCAUAAGCUCCCCGCAGCAGAACUUAGUCUACUACCCUAGUGGAAACGAAAUCAUCCGGCUCGAUACCAAGAAGCAGGAACGCGAGAUCAUAACGACGCUAUCAUUUGCCCCAAGAUGUCUUACUGCCUCGAAGGACUGGUUGUGCUGUGGGGGGGAUGACGGAAAAUAUGUGUCUGUAUGUUUAGAUGACAACAAGAGGGCUGCGGCCGAAGGAGAUACAGAUCCUGAUGCUCGAUUGCCUCUGGAUCUGGAUCCAUCAAGUCGUACUACAGCCCGAGAAGCUUCGUCAAUUGGCUCGUUGUUCUCCUCGUCUCGUAGGCCCCGGGGGCCGCUUUCCUCCAAGGCUUCGAAAAUUGGCUUAGAGAUCGUCAACUGUGUUGAGCUUUGGUCGCCCAGUCCCAUUGCGUCAGAAGCCGCAUACGACAUACCGAUUGCUGUACUUUCCAACAAUGACCAUUCGGUCUUCAUUCUUGAUGUCGCUGAAUCCAAAAUCCUAGACCAAAUUGACUUGCCGGAUCCUGUGAACCGAGCUCUUCUAUCUCCAGAUGGCACUUUGCUUGUCUCAAUCUGUGACGAUCCUUAUCUCUACCUACAUACAAGGGUAAAGAGAAAAGCACAUUGGAAGGGUCAUAUCCCUGUGGAUGAAGGCUAUCAAUGGGAAAGUCAAGGUCGUCUCCGACUAGAAGGACAAAAGCAGUCUGACAAGUCUGAUAUGAGAGGAAGUUUUGCGGCAUGCUUCUCAAACUCGGGCAAGUACCUAGCUAUUGCAACACAAUACGGUGUCAUUUCAAUAUUUGAUACGGUGACACUUCUGGACGAAAAUGUCGAUUCAUUACUGAAAGUUUUCACAAGUUCGCGGCCAGGUCAAAGGGGUGGAGCAAUAAGGGCAAUGUCGUUCUCCCCAGGACCAUUCGACCUUCUUGUAUGGACCGAAUCGAGUGAGAGAAUAAUCAUUGCAGACCUUCGGAAUAUGUUCCUUACAAGACAGGUCAUCUCGCUCGAUUCACAUGCCGAAGGAGUCGAAAGAGCACUUGUGACAUCAAGACCGAAUGAUAGUGCAAUAGAUCCACGUCUCCGUAGUUUCCGCGCGGAGUCUCCUUCGAAUAGUACCACUCCGGAUUACCUGGGACUGGAUCUUGAAAGAAGGCAACUCAGACACUUGACUCGUGAGAUGUUAGACAGACAUCAAGCUCCCCUAACUACCGAAGAAUUAGAGGUGCUUCAGGCCCAUCGAAUCGCUCGACGUCAAAGGGAUGAGGCAAAUGAAGCACGAGAAAGUUCAGAGAGAGCAAGCUCAUCAAGAUUGAGCUUAUUGAGAGAUAUUCAAACUCUAACAAACACAAAUACAUCCCGACCUGCAGAGCGUCGGAUAUCAACAUCAAAUUUACCAGCCGCUCUUCGAGAAUUUGUUAAUCCAGAGCGAUCUGCGGCUUCCUUCAGAUCGUUCAUCAAUGAGAGAAAUCAAGACAGAGAACGGCGAUCUCAAGCUGAACAGGAGCCUAGGCGGCUUAAUUUGAUUCAGUUGGCCGCCGCAGAAAGUGCGAUUGAGCGGGAAACAUUGGGACCUGAUGCUCCAAGAAACAAUAACGACACAGCAUCCGCUCUCGAACGUCUGACUUUAACGCCGUCCCGUCAACCGCCUCGUGGAACCGACUCACCUAAUAAUCCUUGGGCAGAAAUAGACGCUCUCUACAGAGCUAGGUUCCCUUCGGAUCCCCCUCUUGACCGGUCUACGCGUUUGAGAAUCGAAAUAGAGGAUGAAGAUCGACGAGACUUUGCGCAACGAUUGAGGCAACCAUGGCGUCCCUCGGAUGACUUGAAUCAAACUGGAACGGAGUCUCGCGGCGGGCACAGUAGUGUGCUGAGGAGUAUGCUGCGGAAUGGGUCUCUUGAGACGAUGGGAUGCAGCUGGAGCCAGGAUGGCCGGAUACUGUAA
Molecule: messenger RNA, 2049 nt
Organism: Lachnellula hyalina
Lineage: Eukaryota; Fungi; Ascomycota; Leotiomycetes; Helotiales; Lachnaceae
Gene: SPCC4G3.03
Exons: 3
Coding region: 1-2049 (682 amino acids)
Molecular function (GO): protein binding
Source: RefSeq, a predicted model, not a curated record